ACUUCACAACCUCUGCCACUUCCACCUCUAUCUGACCGCCGCUUUUUAGAACAGACUCAUCGCUUCUACGAUUUCGUGGAAGCCGAUGUCGAAUAUUUUUCACCCAGGUUAGGCACACUUCAAUACAGCCGCGUCACGGUUGACCCGAUGGUGUCAUACAUAAAUAAGCAAAGAGCAGAGGACUAAUCACAAGGCACAGUGCUCAUCGUUGCGCCGACCCACGUAGGGGUAAUCUGCGUCCGUGACUGGAAUAAACGAAGCGCGCACGGCUGGUGAUGAGGAGGAUCGUCGCGCACGCUACACAGAGCGUUGACGGAAUCUGUUUCGGGUCGUAAGAGACCUUCCAAAUUAAGCCGCGUAGGGCAGCGGAGAGUGCGGGCAGCCGGAGUGGAGUUGUGGGUCGUUGGAAGACUGACAUUACGGGGAAAAUGCAUCUUCUCAGUGCCAUGUUCCUGCUACUGAUGUUAGCCACCAUGCCCUGUGAGGCCCUGUACCCCAGUCCGGAGGAGGGCUGGCAGAUCUACAGCUCGGACCAGGACCCGGACGGGAAGUGCCUGUGUACGGUGGUGGCGCCGGCCCAGAACAUGUGCAGCCGAGACCCCCGCAGCAGGCAGCUCCGCCAGCUCAUGGAGAAGGUCCAGAAUAUUACCCAGUCCAUGGAGGUGCUGGACCUGAGGACAUACCGAGAUCUGCAGUACGUCCGGGACACGGAGAACCUCAUGAAGACGGUGGACGGCAAACUGAAGAUCGCAUCAGACAACCCCCGCACCCUCAACCCCAAGAGCUUUCAGGAGCUGAAGGACAAGAUGACUCAGCUGCUCCCCCUGCUGCCCGUGCUGGAUCAGUACAAGGCGGACGCGGGCAUGAUCCUGCGGCUGAGGGACGAGGUGCGCAACCUGUCGCUGGUGCUCAUGGCUAUCCAAGAGGAGAUGGGCGCCUACGACUACGAGGAGCUGCGCCAGCGCGUGCUCCUGCUGGAGACCCGCCUGCACUCCUGCAUGCAGAAGCUGGGCUGUGGCAAGCUGACUGGAGUGAGCAACCCCAUCACCGUCCGUGCUUCAGGCUCAAGGUUUGGCUCUUGGAUGACCGACACCAUGAUCCCCAGCUCAGAUAAUCGGGUCUGGUCGAUGGAUGGUUACUUGAAGGGACGCCGCGUGCUUGAAUUCCGCACCAUGUCCGACUUCAAAAUCGGCUUGAACUUCGUGCAGCACCUCCUGCCUCACCCGUGGGCGGGCACGGGCCACGUGGUCUACAACGGCUCCCUCUACUACAACAAGUACCAGUCCAACAUCAUCAUCAAGUACCACUUCCGCUCGCGCAGCGUCCUGGUCCAGCGCAGCCUCAGUGGCGCCGGCUACAACAACACCUUCCCGUACUCGUGGGGCGGCUCGUCCGACAUAGACCUGAUGGCCGACGAGAACGGCCUGUGGGCCGUCUACACGACCAUCCCCAACGCGGGCAACAUCGUCAUCAGCCGCCUGGACCCGCAGAGCCUGGAGGUGCUGCAGACGUGGGACACGGGCUUCCCCAAGCGCAGCGCCGGCGAGGCCUUCAUGAUCUGCAGCACGCUCUAUGUGACCAACUCGCACCUGGCCGGCGCCAAGAUCUACUUCGCCUACUACACCAACACGUCCACGUACGAGUACACGGACAUCCCCUUCCACAACCAGUACUCGCACAUCUCCAUGAUGGACUACAACCCCCGCGAGCGGGUGCUCUACACCUGGAACAAUGGACACCAGGUCAUGUACAACGUCACGCUGUUCCAGGUCAUCAAGACGUCCGACGACUGAGCCAGCAAAAGCGAGUGUGACUCUCACACACAAGUGACUCUCCCACACAAACGCACACACGCAGACUCCAAACACACACAUAGACAGACACACAAAGAUGUAGCACACACACAUACAAACAUACACAAACACACACAAUUAUACAGAACCAUAUUCAUUUGAACAUUCCCAUUAACACACAGAUGGCAGCAGGGGCCAAACAUACUGUACCAGAAGCUUUGGACUUUUUUAAGCACUUCGAUCUGCAUAGAGUGCUAUUAUUCACACUGAAGGACUUGGGGUGGGGUAAUAAAAAAAUCACACGGCUCCACACAGCUGUGUCGGAGGAGAGGAGAGAAGAGAAACGGACUGAGCUUUUCAUUUGUUUCUGUGAUGAGUAAGCAUGAGUAAGUUCUUUUUAUCU
Messenger RNA from Alosa sapidissima (American shad), 2196 nucleotides. It is a transcript of the gene olfm2a, whose product is annotated as olfactomedin 2a. The transcript is spliced from 6 exons. Gene Ontology annotation, biological process: signal transduction. Lineage: Eukaryota; Metazoa; Chordata; Actinopteri; Clupeiformes; Clupeidae. The coding region runs from base 429 to 1793 and encodes 454 amino acids. The record is from RefSeq and is a predicted model, not a curated record.